This is a messenger RNA of Suillus fuscotomentosus, 2478 nucleotides long. RefSeq lists its product as uncharacterized. The transcript is spliced from 7 exons. The coding region runs from base 1 to 2478 and encodes 825 amino acids. NCBI's taxonomy places the organism in Eukaryota, Fungi, Basidiomycota, Agaricomycetes, Boletales, Suillaceae. The record is from RefSeq and is a predicted model, not a curated record.
AUGGCAUCCAAUGUAGAAGAGGGCUUUACCUCUGACGAGAUGUUUUUUAGGGCCGGAGAUGGUACUAGCCAGUAUCCUUGUCCCACCUGUUCCACGCCAUUUGUGAAGGUGGAAGAACUUUGCACUCACCUUACAGAUGAUCCGCAAUGCAAUGCUGUACCCAUCCCUCAUGCACUUCGCCAACCUGCUGGUCCAGGUGAAGAACGCAUGGGUCGCUAUCACACGAAAUCCGGCUCUAUUUACGGGUUUCAACGGCCAAAUACGUUCGAGCGCAUGAAGGCUCAUGACUAUGAGUCCGCUCGCGAACAUAAUGUGUACUACCCAUUUUCUGGGAGGGAGGAAUGGGAACUCGCCAAAUUUCUCAUCGAGAAUCUGAAUCAGGGGCAAAUAAGUCGCUUUUUGAAGUUAUUAUGGGUCAAAACACGGCAACAGCCCACAUUCAAAACUGCGCCCCAACUGCUAACCUUUAUGGACGCCCUGCCAAAGGGACCGCAGUGGCGCUGCACAACAAUCGAGACAGAUGGUUAUGUUACAAUGCAUCCUGUGCAUCUUAUCUGGCGUGAUGCUUUGGAGGUAACGAAGCACAUAUUUGGCAAUCUGAUUUUUGCCAAUGACAUGGAAUUCGAUCCAUAUGAGAUAUUUGUUGACGGAGAACGGGAAUAUGGUGAAUGGAUGUCGAGUUCGCGUGCGCAUGAUAUCCAGGCUUGUAUUAUUUUUUAUGACGAGCUUCCACGAGGUGCUACCAUUGUGCCCAUCGUUCUUGCAUCGGACAAAACUCCUGUCACUCGACACACAGGAGGUCUCGAGAUGCAUCCCACGUUCCUUACUAUCGCUAACAUCCGAUCUGACAUUCGCAUGAAGGCUACGGCUCACGCAUGGUCGUGCAUCGCAUAUAUGCCCAUUCCUCAGUUCAUUUGCAACCCCGAGUUCUCUUCACUCUUGCAAGCCCGUGUGUGGCAUCGGUGCAUGGAUAUAGUCUGCAUGAAUCUCAAGGAGGCAGCCGCUGUAGGCGCAAGUAUGGUGGACCCAUUGGGUCUCUUACGCUAUGGAUUUACCCCCCUUGUCGCAUAUACCGCCGACCUCCCCGAACAACAGAUGGUUUCAUGUCGUAUCGAUCCCUGGAAGGUCCAGGAAUUUCAAGAAGCAGCCAAAGCAUCACAUCUCAGCGGGGUGCAGCUUCCCUUCUGGCGUGACUGGCGCUUUGCUGAUCCAGCUAUUUUCCUUGCACCUGAACUUCUCCACACAUGCCAUAAAUUUUUCUUUGAUCACAUCCUCAAGUGGUGUAAGGAAGUUGUUGGGGCUGAUGAACUCGAUACUCGCUUUCGUUCGCAACAUAAACGCAUCGGAACCCGUCACUUUGGGCAAGGUGUCUCCCAUGUCUCGCAGAUGACCGGUCGGGAACAUCGGGACAUCCAACGCACAAUCGUACCUACAAUUGCAGGUGUCGUCGAUCCUGAUUUCGUCCGCGCUGUUCGCGCGAUGGUCGAUUUUAUCUACAAAGCACAGGCUCCAACUUUCACUCCAACAUCGAUCGCUGACAUGACCUCCUCCCUCCAAGAGUUUCACAAAUUCAAACACGCAAUUCUCCGUGCCGAGGCUCGCCGAGGAACAUCGGGUCCUAUUGAGCAUUUUGAAAUUCCAAAACUUGAGCUCUUAGCAUCAUUCGCUCGAGCCAUCCCCCAGCUUGGCUCCAUUAUACAAUUUACUGCUGAUUGCAAGAAUCCAUUUGAGCGCACCAGCCACCAACGUGCAACGUUCACUCAGCAAGUCAUCCAUCUCCUGGACCGGGAAGAGACUGCACGCCAGUUCGACCUCUAUGCCCUCCUCCGCUCAAACGACAUGUCCCUCAACAACCUCAUCGUCAACGAAUUCGACGAAGUCGUUGACAUGGACCCGAUGUUGGGUUGGAUCAUGCGCGUCGCUCCCGAAGAACUGUCUCGGUUUCAAGGCCCACGUCCCGUUUGCAACCAUUUCCUCAAAGGCCUGCUGUCUGAAGACAGCAGGGUCGCCUUUCAUAUCACUGUAUCCAGUGACCACACCAACAAGACAGCACCUUUUUUGGCGCGAUUAUACCAGCUUCCUGACUUUCCUCUGACGCUUCGCUCCUUCAUUGAAAGUGUCAACCCUACGCUCGCAACUCGUUUCCAGAACCAACUGCUCAACGUCUGGAACAAGUUUCGUAUUCAGCUGCAUUCAAUGUUGCGUCCGCGUCUCGUCAUGCCGAGCCAGCAGGUACAAGCAUAUCCGCCAUCUACCAAUUAUCCUUGUGGAAAUUGCGAUGCUGUCCUGCUGCAGAUGCACAGUGAAGGUGAAGAAGGUGAAAAUCUUGCUCAAGUUCGCAUGGUGUUUGGCUUGUCAAAGAAAGGCCCACCGUUGCCUGCUGAACUUGACCAAAUAUUCCUCUAUGUACAGCUCUUCGAAGUCGUCGCACGUCCUCAAGAUGAUGUUGGAGUCAUGAUGUUCCGCGUUAAGCUGUAA